GGUUUUUCGGGUUGAUCUGACUUCUUUUGGUCGCUGUGAGUUCACUGCUGUGAAUCGGAGGAGGAGGGGGGGGGUUAAAUUGCCAAAUUUCUCACGAUAGGAAACACAUCCGGAGUCUCGACGAUCGUAAUUUAAAGCACCUUUUACCUUUAAAGAAACCGAGUUUUAUUAAUAUAAUUUUUUAUUACUAUUAACUUAUUCUAUUUAGCUUAGUUUAUGCUUUACGUUAACACUCUGGGAGGGCAGAAAUGGCGGCCAACAUGUACCGGGUCGGAGAUUACGUAUUCUUUGAAAACUCCUCCAGUAACCCUUACCUGAUCCGCCGGAUAGAAGAACUCAACAAGACUGCCAGUGGGAAUGUGGAGGCCAAGGUGGUUUGUUUCUACAGAAGAAGAGACAUCUCUCACAGCCUCAUCCAGCUCGCAGAUAAGCAUGCAAAGGAGUUGGAAGAGGAGAAGGAGAACCCAACGGAGAUAGAUCUAACAGACAAACAGAAACACCAGCUUCGCCACAGAGAGCUCUUCCUCUCCCGACAGUACGAGAGUCUACCUGCGACACAUAUCAGGGGGAAGUGCAGUGUCGCUUUAUUGAAUGAGACUGAAUCCGUUCUUUCAUACCUUGACAAAGAGGAUACCUUCUUCUACUCACUGGUGUACGACCCGACACAGAAGACACUGCUGGCUGACAAAGGGGAGAUCAGAGUGGGACCUCGCUUUCAGGCAGAUGUACCUGAAAUGUUACAAGAGGCAGGUGAAGCAGAUGACCGGGACCAGUCCAAACUAGAAGAGAAGCUCUGGGAUCCAGAUUGUCCUCUUACCAACAAACAGAUAGACCAAUUCUUAGUGGUAGCACGGGCAGUUGGGACUUUUGCCCGAGCAUUGGACUGCAGCAGUUCAGUUAGACAGCCAAGCUUACACAUGAGUGCAGCAGCAGCCUCACGAGAUAUCACUCUGUUCCAUGCGAUGGACACGCUGCAUCGCCAUAAUUACGAUCUGUCCAGUGCGCUGAGUGUGCUGGUCCCAGCGGGUGGCCCAGUGCUCUGCAGGGAUGAGAUGGAGGAGUGGAGCGCCUCGGAAGCCGCCAUGUUCGAAGAAGCAUUAGAGAAAUAUGGAAAGGACUUCAACGACAUCCGACAAGACUUUCUGCCAUGGAAGUCUCUGACCAGUAUCAUAGAGUACUACUACAUGUGGAAGACCACAGACAGAUAUGUGCAACAGAAGAGACUGAAGGCAGCUGAAGCAGAAAGCAAACUGAAGCAAGUUUAUAUCCCGACAUACAACAAACCCAACCCCAACCAGAUCUCCAUGACCAAUGGUAAGAUGGCAACGGUGAAUGGAGCUGGCCCCGGGGCUUACCAUGCAGCAGGAGGGGGCAGAGCCUGCGAGAGCUGCUACACCAUGCAGUCAGCCCAGUGGUACUCCUGGGGGCCUCCGAACAUGCAGUGCCGCUUGUGUGUUUCCUGCUGGAUGUACUGGAAGAAGUACGGUGGUCUGAAGAUGCCAAGCAGAGCUGAAGGCCCUGAGGAGAGGACCUCCCCCAGUCCAGCAAGCAAUGACUCUCGCUCGAGGGGUCACGCUCCGCGCCAGUCCAACCACAUGGUGCCGAUGCGAAACAGCGGCAGCCCCAAGUCCUCCAUGAAGACCAAGCAGGCUUUCCUGCUGCAGGCCACCCGCCUCACCAAGCUGGCCCGGCACAUGUGCCGUGACAUCAUCAGGCUGCGCCGUGCUGCGCGCCGACCCUUUGUCCCCAUUAACUGUGGGGCCAUAAAGGCAGAGUAUAUGUUAAGGGUGUCGGAAGGGCAGGGGACCCGCCUUCCCAAAACCAGAGCCGCCCAAAGGAGCACUCUGACCAGUGUUCUGCAGUUUCUAGAGUCCCGUCCGGCAGCCCACACCCCUCGCUCCCACCGCACACCAGGCCUGCAGACGCCUCCACCUCGUCGCCUCCUCUCCUCUCUCCCACACGGCCCCCAUGGCAUGCUGGGAAAACGCAGCUACCAUCACCACAGCAGGGCUGAGCCAGACAGGCGCACAGAUAACCCAGGUUCAACAGGUGGCCCUCUCAUGCAUAAUGGCCGCAAUAGCAGCAGUGGAAAUACUAGGGGUGGAGUGAUGAUUCGCAAGAGACGCCCCAACUGGAUCGAUGCCCCUGAUGACAGCUUCUUCCUUGUCACCCGGGAAACCAGGAGGGCUCGACGGCUGCUGUCACGUUCCCAGCUGAGGCAUGCUUGCCGGCAGCCAUGUGAGCAAAUCACCCUGCGCAGGGCCUCUCAAGGUCCUCCACAGGGACUCGUCCUUGCUCCUCCACACCCUCAUCCCAGCCUGAGGAUGCGCGGCCCCAUCGUCAUCCAUGACUGAUUGGAUACAGGCACUCUGACCUCCACACCCCACCUGCAUCCAGGCUAAUAACAUUAUAUCCUCCUGUUUUUUCAGUGAAUCCUCUUUUAUUAUCCUAUAAAUGCGAUUAUAACCCCGUCAACACUUAAGCUGUUCGGCAACAGAAGGAUGUGAUGAUGAUGCAAUAGAAACAUAAACCUGACUGCAAGUGCUGCCCAUUUUUGACCCCCAUCUGGGAAUGUGUUUGUAUUUGUAUAUAGUGUAACUGGGUGCAUGUGAGUGUGUGACCUGAGAGUGUGUAUGUGAGCCAUCAUGCCAACAACACACAGGGGAACAAGGGGAUGUGUGCUGUUUUUAAUUUUUAUGGCUAAACAUAAUGAUGGAACUUUUGUGUGACCUUGGUGUUGAUGGUGAAUUAUUGUGAAGUUUCAUCACUUUGUAUAAAGUUAUUUUGGGAGGGGACUUGAUUAGGCAAGGGUGGGAAGGGAGGGGGGAGGGACUGUGGCGAAUGAGUCUUUUAACUUUGGAGAAGAGACAAAUGUCCAGCGCUGACAAAAAAAAAGAAAAAAAAGAAGCACCACAAUGAAGCUGAAGCGGUCAUUUAAGAAACGGCUGCUUUAAAUUGUGUUUUACUUUAAUAUUUUCAUCUUGAGGUCUUAGUAGAUGAGCAGGAGCUAGUGAUGAAAAAUAAUCACCUGCGGACACUAUCUAUCAAAGCUCUUCUGACCCAAAAGAAAGUUGUCAUUUUCUCAUGUUGAAUAUGCAGGUUUGAAAAUAUAAAAAGAAACAGGGAGCCAGCUUGCAUCAGACAGCAUUAGCCUCCCACACGAACCAGUGUGUAAUAUAUUGUAAAUCUCAUUGCAGCACUGUAAAUUCUUCUCAUUGUAUUUCUAUGGCUACCUAGCCCUAAAAUGGGUACAAAAGCACUUCCUUUGCAGCAGAAAAGGGCAUGGAUCUGUCAUAUUUCCCUCAAGGAUGAGACCUAACUGCAACUUUUAGAGGUGAAUUAAAUAUGUGCAACUUUGCCUGCAGUUUUUUGGCUACUUCCAGACAGUAUCCGUUUUCUUUGCAGUAUUUUAUCUAUAAAAUUACAUCAGGUUUUCUCUGUUUUUACACCUCUCUUCUCCUCUAAAAGUUGUUAGUUACCCUGUCCAGCCUUUGGGUGUGUUUAUUCUAAGUUUUAAAACUGGCAUCGCCGCCGCAUGUCUUUGACCAAUGGGUCACUUGUUUUCUUCUAUUUCAUUCAGAAUGUUUAUGUUAGUGUUUCCUGUCUGUCAUGUGUUAAAUUAUGAAUAUGCUGAAAAUAAUAAAAGGAAAACCAA
Melanotaenia boesemani (Boeseman's rainbowfish) is the source of this 3655-nucleotide messenger RNA. RefSeq names its product metastasis associated 1 family, member 3 (gene mta3). Gene Ontology annotation, molecular function: transcription corepressor activity; histone deacetylase binding; chromatin binding. The record is from RefSeq and is a predicted model, not a curated record. The transcript has 19 exons. NCBI's taxonomy places the organism in Eukaryota, Metazoa, Chordata, Actinopteri, Atheriniformes, Melanotaeniidae. The coding region runs from base 249 to 2354 and encodes 701 amino acids. Gene Ontology annotation, cellular component: nucleoplasm; NuRD complex. Gene Ontology annotation, biological process: negative regulation of transcription by RNA polymerase II.